Molecule: messenger RNA, 5459 nt
Organism: Galeopterus variegatus (Sunda flying lemur)
Lineage: Eukaryota; Metazoa; Chordata; Mammalia; Dermoptera; Cynocephalidae
Gene: FBXO31
Product: F-box protein 31
Exons: 8
Coding region: 172-1239 (355 amino acids)
Source: RefSeq, a predicted model, not a curated record
GGUGUUUGUGAAAACUUGCGGAAGCUGGAGAUCACGGGCGUGUCUUGUCGGGACGUCUAUGCGAAGCUGCUUCACCGAUACCGACACAUUCUGGGGCUGUGGCAGCCGGACAUCGGGCCAUAUGGAGGACUGCUGAACGUGGUGGUGGAUGGCUUGUUCAUCAUUGGCUGGAUGUACCUGCCUCCCCAUGACCCGCACGUCGAUGACCCAAUGAGAUUCAAGCCUUUGUUUAGGGUACACCUGAUGGAGCGGAAGUCUGCCACGGUGGAGUGUAUGUAUGGCCACCGAGGGCCCCACAACGGCCACAUCCAGAUCGUGAAGAAGGAUGAGUUCUCUACCAAGUGCAACCAGACGGACCACCACAGGAUGUCUGGAGGGAGGCAGGAGGAGUUCCGAACGUGGUUGAGGGAGGAGUGGGGACGCACGCUGGAGGAUAUUUUCCACGAGCACAUGCAGGAGCUGAUACUGAUGAAGUUCAUCUACACCAGUCAGUACGACAAUUGCCUGACCUAUCGCCGGAUCUACCUCCCGCCCAGCCACCCGGAUGACCUCAUCAAGCCCGGCCUCUUCAAGGGCACCUAUGGCAGCCACGGCCUGGAGAUCGUGAUGCUCAGCUUCCAUGGCAGGCGCGCUAGGGGCACCAAGAUCACGGGUGACCCCAACAUCCCUGCUGGGCAGCAGACGGUGGAGGUAGACCUGAGGCACCGCAUCCAUCUGCCCGAUGUUGAGACCCUUGGCAACUUCAAUGAGCUUUCUCGGAUUGUCCUGGAGGUCCGCGAACAGCUGCGCCAGGAGCAGCAGCAGCAGGAAGGCGGGCAUGAGGCUGGGGAGCUGCAGCCAGGUCCUGCCCAGCCCCGAGGGGAGCUGCUGGCCAGGGGGCCAGAUGGGGCAUCAGCUGGGGAUGGUGCAGCAGCUGUGGCCCAGCAGCCUGCCCCAUCUGGGGAGGCUCAGCCGUUCGUGUUGCCUGUUGGCGUGAGCUCGAGGAACGAGGACUAUCCCCGUGCCUGCAGGAUGUGCUUUUAUGGCACAGGCCUCAUCGCUGGCCACGGCUUCACCAGCCCUGAGCGCACCCCUGGGGUCUUCAUCCUGUUUGACGAGGAUCGCUUCGGGUUCAUCUGGCUGGAGCUGAAGUCCUUCAGCCUAUACAGCCGGGUCCAGGCCACCUUCCGGAACGCGGAUGCACCAUCCCCACAGGCCUUCGACGAGAUGCUCAAGAAUAUUCAGUCCCUUACCUCCUGACCGCCAGGCUCUGCCACGGGAGGCUCCGGGGCUCUGGACUCUGUGAAGAGAAGCAGCAUGCACUUUGCAAAUACAGGCUUUUUACCAGCACGCACACCUUCUUGUCAGGGGUCCCAGCCUGGCAACCCUGAAGCACUGUACCUGUAGUGUGUAACAUGCACUUGUGUAUUUGUCAGUAGCCGUAAUGAGAAAGCUGAGUAUGUCUUGCCAAAAGAAAUGAAAAGAAUGAACCAGAACAGAACUACUGUGGAGGGACGGCUACAGGGACACGUAGGGAAUGGGGCUGAAGAAAUUGUGCGUGUCUUUGGCUUGCUGGCAGUUUUUUAGGGAAAAUGAUCCUCCUUCAGGGAAGUUUUGUCACAGUCAGAAUCCUUUUCCCCUGAGUGGAUAGAACUGGUUUUGUGUGAGAGGUUCCCUCUGGAGGGGGCCAAGCAGCUGUGUUCUGAGAGGUGAUCAGGAGGAUGAACAGUUCAGUCUGGGCAGGUGUGGACGAGACAGUGUGCUUGGAAAGGAGCUCCUGGAAGUCGAUGGAGUAUCAGGGUUGGGGUUGGGAUCAUGGAUUGAAUUCCCAUUUCUCUACUGACUCGCUUGGAUUUUGGACAAAAGCAUUUAACACUGAUCUCGGUUUCUCUAUUAGUGAAAUGGGGUUACCGAUACGGAUUGCUAGGAAAAGUCCUGUGAAUGCUAACCUGGCCCUGGUCUCCCCUGGUAGCCCUGGCUUCUUUUUCUGGCUUUGGAGCCAAGGCCAUCAUUCUAGCCACUUGAUUGUCCCCAACAGCCAGUUGCAGAAAGGGCGUUUGUCUUGCACAUGCCUCCUCCCUCCACUCUUCCCUGCACACACUCUGCUGUCAAAACCGUGAGCUGCCAGUCACUUGUUCCAGAAUGCAAGUCUCCAGGUCACAUGUCUGAAAUGACCCCUGCAUUGGUUUCACUUGAGUGGUUUACACAGGUGCAGUUCUGGGAAGUGUUCCAGCGUCAGAAGUGGUUGCACACAGUGACUUUGAAGCCCCUCUGCAGGUGAGAGGACAGCUUUCUAGAGAAGUCACACCUAUGUAUGGAGGCACACUCUGGACACCAGGGUCUGCUGGGGACCCCAAGUACUGAUGCUCCAUGCUGUGCUAGCACCUGCAUUGGGGGACCUCUGUCUAAGAUCUUGGCUGGUGUUAGUAUCUCCUGAAGGACAGAGACCACAGUGCACAGUCAGCCCCCGCUCCAGCCUGCAGCUAGGUCAGUCCCUGUGUGGACUCCGUGGCAUGUGUCUUCCCUCUGCCUUGUGUAUCCCUGUUGGCUGGACUGCUCCAAGCCCUCGUGCCAGGUACUUAGGACUCAUCCUGCUGGUGAGGGACCCCAGGAAGGUGACAGUCUUGUGGUGCCUUUGUAUAGAGACCAACUUGAGGAUGUCGCCUGAAACAUUUUCCUGGUUAAUUGCUCCCUGACUGGCCUUUAAAAAAAAAAAAACAACAAACCCGUUUCCCUAGCUUCAGUACAUUUGGCAACUUCUUAGUUUGCUUCUCAGAAUCAGAGAAUUGACAAGCUCUGUGGCAGGUCCCCAAACGGCAAACCGACCCUUCCAGGAGGUUCUGUCAAGACUCAGGAAAGAGGCAGGAGGAGAAGGUGGAUCGAGCUGUGCCAGUGACGCCUGCAGUUCGCCUCCCUGAUUCUUGCAGCAGGACCUGCAGUGCGGUCGAGGGCUGGGUCCCAGCUUCUUGCGUCUUUUGCAGGAUUGGCCUAAAAGCUUUGUCAUUCCCUCCCCUCUUUGGUUGUGGCUCUUUUCCUCUUGUGCCAAAUGAGGCAGUUCCCGAGUGAUGCUGACCACAGCUGCGAAGCCUCACGGACAGUGAAAACCCACAACAGCUGGGCGUGUGGGCUGUUGCUCUUUAAGUUUCACUGCUGUUGAAGUAAAAUCAAGAAAACACAUUUUUUUCCAGGAGUGUGAGGCUCGCUCUGAGGGACUGGUCUCCGUGCAGUCAUCUCCUUAGCACUGUACAGAGCACAUUGAUUGAAGAUGAGUACUUCUGAUUAAAAAAACCUCUCAAAUCUAAUAUGUAACCUGCUUCUAGUGUUGGGCAUGUAGACGGUUCCCACUAAUAAUGACUAAGUUGUGGGCUGCUGGCCACUCACAUGGCCCUUGGCUCUGGUGUUGGGUGGGGAGGUAAGAGCCCAUGUGUCUGUCUGGCUGGUGGUGGCCUGUGGGAAUGCCAGGCAGAUCAGACAGCUGUGCAGCCAGGAAGGCAUGGUCUUGUAGUCUGCACAGCUGGUCCCUCCUGACUGCGAGGACAUGCAAGUCGUUCAGAGUACGUGUCUUGUUUUUUCCACACUGAUAUGUCCUCAGCCAGUUCUUGGUUCCAGCUCAGUGGGGACAGUGUGCAGGGACAGUCACAGAUUCUGUGUGUGCCACGGAGACACCAGCAGGCGUCCCUUACAGUAGAGUGCAUCCGCAGACUCCUCAGCUUCUGAUCAGCUCACUCAUCACAGUGACUAUCUGAGAAGGCUGAUGUCACCAUCAGAGGCAUAGAAGUGACCAGGAUUUUGAUAAAACAGGUUCUCAGGAGGAACCUAAGUAACCCAGUUUAGGGAAUGGCUGAGCCCAUAAGGUGCUUGAUUUGGGGAAGGUGGCGGUUGGACCUGGGAGGGUCUUUGGGAUUUUCCCUGUCUUUGCCCUUUGCCGUCUGGCUGCCCUGAGGCUGGACCACCGCCUGUCACAGUUUGCAGCGGCCCAACUCGGCGCAUCUCCACAUGCUUAACGCUCUGCUCUGUGCUGUUUGCUUGCAAAUUAUGGGCUUGAAGAUUUCAGAUGCAAGUUGCUGGAGAUGCUGCUGUGUGGGGCCUAGUGUUCAUGUGCAUGGGUAUGUUGCAGAUGACUUUAUUUUGGGGCCACAUAAUAAGGGCCUGCAGGAUUGGGAUAUAUCGGCCCAUCUGGGCUCAGACCUCCAACAUCUACUGCUGAGUGUGAGUAGCCUUGGAGGCCUCGUGGCAGGAGAGUUUCAAGCACCUUUUUCCCUAUUCCAAACUGUGGCCACCCUUCCUGCCCUCGUCCGGCCCUUCAGUCUAGUUGCAGCUCUGCAGUGUCCUGCUCCUCUUUUCCCCACUCAGAUCUUGAUGUCUGCGUCCCUAGCAAGUCCACUUGGCAAGCAACGAGGGAGGGGAGCUGAGCAGUGGCCAUCCUCUAUCCAGAUGCCCUGCCGGGCUCCUGCAUACUCGACGUCACGCAGAACAAGUUGAGUGGUUUGCACGCUAGGCAGUGGGCUCUCAGUACCCCCAAUUCUUCAGGGGCUUGUUCUCAUUUGUGUGUUGCCCACCAUGAGGUCAGUUUUUAGAGCCCACAUACAGUAAUGGGGAGGAACAAAACCCGACUCAGUCCCUUUGGUAUUUCAUGAAGUCCCAGUCACUUGAGUUUCCCAAGCCCAUGUCCUCCUCUUCCUCAUGACCAUGGAGUCGUGUGUGCAUGGGACACAUGGAGCCAUGUGGUUUGUGGCACAAGGCUCUGAGCACAGCAGCUGGGCUGUGGGGACCCUCUCUGUUCUGCUUGCUGCCAUCAUGUUCUGACUCUUGAGGGUGCUGUGGGACUGUGCUCAGGUAACCGUCACCCAGCUUGGGCAUGAAACUCCCCACUGUGUUAUCCAUCCCAGUGUGAACACAGAGUAGCCUCUCUGUCUCUAUUUCUAGGGGAGGUCAACAGUGUGAUGUGCCUGUGUGUCUUCAGAAUGAGAGUAGAGGAAAGCAGGAGAAGCUCCAUGUGGCACUUUGAAUGGGAGUGGCUGUGCCGUGGUACUGAGCACUGUGGCUCGCCACCCAGUCGCCUGUGUGGCCAGCCUUCGGGGGCUAGUGCCAAGCAGUGACAGGCAGGCACUGGCAGGAAGGCGCUUGCUCAUCUGGAUCCUUUCUGUAUUCACAGGAAGACCAGCCAGAACAUGUACAGGGGUCAGAAUCUUUUUUUUUUUUUAGCAUAAUUCUGCUUUUGGUUUUUUGAGAUCACUACUUGGAGAAGAGAAACACUUAGACACUAUUUAAUCUUGAACUCCUCCAAGCCCUUGACUGAUAAAGAUGACACCUGCAGUGGGAGUUGCAGCCACUCAUUGUCAGCUCGGGUGUGCCCAGGGCCAACAAGCAGGGAGGACCCUGGGAGCAGCUACUCUAUGCCUGGGGCCGGGUGUCACCACCUGGGAUCUGUGUGGUUGUGUUUCUCCUUUCAGUUUUGAAUAAAUUUGUUUUUGAAACCA